Messenger RNA from Neopelma chrysocephalum (saffron-crested tyrant-manakin), 3168 nucleotides. It is a transcript of the gene MASTL, whose product is annotated as microtubule associated serine/threonine kinase like. Gene Ontology annotation, biological process: intracellular signal transduction; peptidyl-serine phosphorylation. The transcript is spliced from 13 exons. Gene Ontology annotation, molecular function: ATP binding; protein serine/threonine kinase activity. Gene Ontology annotation, cellular component: nucleus. The coding region runs from base 28 to 2739 and encodes 903 amino acids. Lineage: Eukaryota; Metazoa; Chordata; Aves; Passeriformes; Pipridae. The record is from RefSeq and is a predicted model, not a curated record.
GCGGCGGGCUUGGGGCCGGGGUGCGCUAUGGGGACGGAGCGGCCCGAGGAGCCGGGGGGCGACGCCGCCACCACAGCCGCCGGCCCGAGGCGCGUCGAGGUUCCCCGGCCCCCCUCCAUCGAGGAGUUCACCAUCGUGAAGCCCAUCAGCCGCGGCGCCUUCGGGAAGGUGUACCUGGGCCGCAAGGCGGGCCGGCUCUAUGCCGUGAAGGUGAUGAAAAAAGCAGACAUGAUCAACAAAAACAUGGUUCACCAGGUCCAGGCAGAGAGGGAUGCAUUGGCUCUCAGUAAAAGUCCUUUCAUUGUGCACUUAUACUACUCACUUCAGUCAGCUAAUAACAUCUACUUAGUGAUGGAGUACCUUAUUGGUGGAGAUGUCAAAUCUCUUCUCCAUAUUUAUGGAUAUUUUGAUGAAGAAAUGGCUGUUAAGUAUAUUUCUGAAGCAGCAUUGGCCCUUGACUAUCUUCACAGGCAUGGGAUAAUCCACAGGGAUCUGAAGCCAGACAACAUGCUCAUUUCUAAUCAGGGCCAUAUAAAGUUGACAGACUUUGGGCUUUCCAGAGUUACUCUGAACAGAGAGAUAAAUAUGAUAGAUAUCCUUACUACACCAUCAAUGGCAAAGCCAAAACAGGACUACUCACGUACUCCAGGACAAUUGUUGUCUCUUAUCAGUUCUCUGGGCUUUUAUUCUCCUGUUGGAAUGAAAAUGCCAGCGCACAAUUCAAGUCAAUCAUCUGACAGUUUGCAUGGAGUGGUUUCUCCCUUACCUAUGGUCCAGAAGGAAAAUACCCCUCUUUCAACUAAAUUAUUCAAAACACAUCUUGAUAAUUCUCAAUUAACGCCUGUGAUGCCAGCAAGAAGUUUGACUCCUACUCUUCUUCAGUCAAGAAAGAGGUUUGGUACUUGCAGUGUUAGUAGUGAGUCACACACACACCUGUCCAGUGUGGAAUCAGAAUGCUGCAGCAGCCCCAGGUGGGAGAAAGAUGUAGAGCACAGUGAAGAUGAACCUAGUUCUGCAACAUGCAAAACAAAUAACAGUGGGUCAGCUCUCCCUUCGAACGUUGAGUUACCAAAUAGCAAAAGUAUUGAAGUAUUAAAGAAAAACGAACUUGAGUCCGCUAUUUCUCCCAUUGUCAGAAAUGAUUCUGGCUGUAGGCAGAAGUUGGGAAGUGAACGUUCAAAUAUAACAGAUACUCCCAUGACCACACUGGAUGUUAAAGGCAUAGUAAGAAAAUGUAUUUCUGAAAAGACUUGGGAAGAAAAAGUCUGUGUAAAUAAAAGAAAGAUAACUGAUGAAACAACAGAAACUUCCAGUCCACAACAGUCAUCUUCAAGGCAGAAUGAGCCUUUCAAAGAGGAAGAAAUUUUUGAAAAACCAGGUGUUAAAAGAGGCUUUGAAUUAGUUGAUACCAGUCCUUGUCAGGAACUUAACUAUGUUAAGAAAAGCAACGCAGAAUAUAAGCGUGGCUGUCAGAUCUCAGAAUUUCCAGCAAACAAUAGGACAGGUUUGACAACAGAAAUUCAGUCCUUAGUGCUCUGUAAUGAUGGAUGCCCACGUGACACCUGCAAAAGCGAGGAGGAAGCUAAGUAUUCUAUUAGCAACCAACAAACAGAAAGAUCACUUACUCCAACUAUAGCCAAAAAUCUUAUGUGUGAUCUGGAUGCAGACUACAGAAAGGAUGAUGAAAAGGAGUACAUGAACUCAAGUUUUUUAGACACUGACGAUGAAAAACCUUUAGGAAUCCUCAGUGCAGAUUCUGAUGUAUUUACUGACAUGUCUGUUACAGAAAGCCAUUUAGAAAAACAGCUUUUAGAUUUGGACAAAAGUGUUAAAGACCUCUCCUUUGAGGAGCCAAAACCUGAAGGUACGCUGAUAACAUCACCAAAGUCCCAAGAUGCCUCACGAAGUCGAGAGGAAGCACAUACAGUCCAGGACUGCAAGCUGUUACAUCAUGAAAAGGAUAAUGACCAGAAAGGAGCUUACCUUAACACAGUAUCUCCUCCUUCAGAAAAGAUGAUGGAAGCACUGAGUCUCUUAAAAAAAAGUGCUGUUGUUUUUCGAAGUUAUAAUAGUCCAAUUAAUAUGUCCAAUGUAUCUGAGCCAUGUAGCAUGGCUUCUUUAGAUAUAAUGGAUCUUUCACCUGCUUGUAGUGGCUCUUACCCAACAGCUAUCACUCCGUCACAGAAAGGAAGGCCGUAUCAGACCUAUCAGACACCUCGUCAGGGGGAUGCUGGCACACCAUAUCGGACUCCAAAGAGCGUAAGAAGAGGAGCUGCCCCAGUAGAAGGUGAACGCAUCCUAGGGACCCCAGACUACCUGGCACCGGAGCUGCUUUUGACAAAGCCUCAUGGGACUGUGAUCUCUGGUUCUGCUGUAGACUGGUGGGCCCUUGGAGUUUGUCUGUUUGAGUUUCUAACUGGAAUUCCACCUUUUAAUGAUGAAACACCAGCACAGGUUUUCCAAAAUAUUUUGAAAAGAGAUAUUCCCUGGCCUGAGGGUGAAGAAAAGCUGUCUGAUAAUGCCCAAAAUGCAAUAGAUAUUCUUCUAACAAUUGACACUACUAAGAGAGCUGGACUGAAAGAGCUGAAACAUCACUCCCUCUUUCACGGUGUGGACUGGGAUAAUCUGCAGAAUCAAACUAUGCCGUUUAUACCUCAGCCGGAUGAUGAAACUGAUACCUCUUACUUUGAAGCAAGGAAUAACGCUCAGCACCUGACUGUGUCUGGAUUUAGCUUGUAGCAUCAAGAUAAGUGAACAUUCUCCAUGGUUUUGCACACUUACAGGUUAUCUGGUAACACUAGCUUGGUCUUAACUAAGUUUCCUUGCCAAAUUUAGUGUGUUUUAUGUGACCAGUCUUUUUUUUAUAGUCUCCUUUAUUCUAAAGUGAAACUAUUGUAUGUAACUGGUAUCGAGUGCCUUUGUGGGCUCACUGCACCUUACUAAGAAGCCAGAGCACUGAAUGUCUUGGAGCUGGUAACUCUUGACAGUGAUGGGGCUUUUGCAUAGCAAUGAGUAAUUCCAGUUAGGAGGUGUGAUGUUAUUUCCCAGCUAAGCAUAAUAUGGAAAGGACAAAAAUGCAUACUAACUGUAUCUAUUGGUGGUUUGCUGUGAUGACAGGCUGGGUUGGAAGUACUCCUUUAACUCUGUUAAACAAAUCCUCUGCUCAAA